Molecule: messenger RNA, 372 nt
Organism: Zasmidium cellare ATCC 36951
Lineage: Eukaryota; Fungi; Ascomycota; Dothideomycetes; Mycosphaerellales; Mycosphaerellaceae
Exons: 1
Coding region: 1-372 (123 amino acids)
Source: RefSeq, a predicted model, not a curated record
AUGGCAAAGUCCUUCGCACUCGGUUCUGCUCGACGACGACGCUCUGUGAGAUCGACAAAGGUCCAUGUUCGAUGCGAACGACACGAAAUCUUCGGUUCGACUACAAAGCUGCAAGAGAUUGUUGUCAGACCGGAGCGGAAGACCAUAGAGAAAGACGAGGACGCAUUCGUGGAUAAGACUUUCCUCCUUUCAGGAUUCUUCUUCCAUCAACGAGUAACAUGGUGUCAGGGUCCUCACUCUUGCGCUCAGCCAUCGAUUGCCUUUCUGGACGCUCGAAGAAGUUCCAGGGAGGAUGAAGUCGAUACUUGGAAUAGGUUCUGGUUUCUCAAUCACAAGAACCGGAAACGCAAGGUCUUCAAGGCAUCGUGCUGA